Messenger RNA from Nothobranchius furzeri (turquoise killifish), 3336 nucleotides. RefSeq names its product glucagon-like peptide 2 receptor. The record is from RefSeq and is a predicted model, not a curated record. Gene Ontology annotation, biological process: adenylate cyclase-modulating G protein-coupled receptor signaling pathway; cell surface receptor signaling pathway. Gene Ontology annotation, molecular function: glucagon receptor activity; peptide hormone binding. Gene Ontology annotation, cellular component: plasma membrane. Lineage: Eukaryota; Metazoa; Chordata; Actinopteri; Cyprinodontiformes; Nothobranchiidae.
CACCUCAAUGUUUCAUGCAGGACUUGCCGUCUGCCUUUUGGCUCUUUUUGAUCCUUCACUUGCCUGUGUUUGGCUUGAGUGCUUUUAGUUUACACUAGAAUCUCCAUUAGUGUCAGGGAUGCAGUUUAUUGCCAGGUUGGUGUGUGAGACAGCUAAACACAGCUCAGUGAUUAAAGUACAGGUUGGAGCCACCUGUCCCAUAUGCCUGUAUUGUGUACUACAUAAUAUUACUGCAUUAGUGAGAACCCGUUUGCUGCUGUGUGAUCAGUUUUACCAGAAAACAAAGUUAGUGUGGUUAUCCAGGCAGCUCUCCCAGGACCUCGUCCUGAUUGGUUAGGAGAUGAUGGGGAGGGAGAGGCCAUCAGUCAGUCGGGAGCUCAGGCGUUUCCAGUCGAACUGUGUCCAUAGGGAGAGCAGACCUUCUUCACAGCCAAAGACAUAAACCAUGCUAAGAUGAAGGCAGGUCUGGGAUCAGCUUGAUUUAAAUGACUUCUGGAAUAUUUUGAAUGUUUAGGAAUAACAAGGGACACACUUAAUCUGGGACAUCGGCUUUGAUGAGAAUUCCAGGGCUCACUAAUCAUCCAAGAAUCCUACUCAAGGAGUUCCAUGGAAGAAGGACAGGCUGGACAGCACCCCACCUUCAGGGCUUCUAGUAGCUAAAGCAGAAACCAGCAGGGAGGUUUGAGGGAGGUAUGAAGCACCAGAUCCAUCGGGUCUCAAUGUGAACGCACAGCAUCAUGUUGCCAGCCUGGCUGAAGAGGACCAAACUCCCUCUCAUACUCCUCUUCACUGUCCUCAACUACCAGGCUUCGGGCUCGUUGCUUGAAAGUCUCAUUUCCAAGCGGACUGAGUACUGGGAGAACUGCAACAGAACACUGACCGCCACGGCAUUUCCACAAAAUGAAAAUUACUGCAGAGGAACUUUUGACAUGUUUGUGUGCUGGCCUCAUUCCUCUCCUGGGAAUGUGACUGUCCCCUGUCCUUCCUUCUUACCAUGGAUCACUGAGGGUGGUAGCAGGAGGGCAUACCGUCAGUGUUUAGACAAUGGGAGCUGGCGACAGCUGGAGAACUCCUCUGAUGCAUGGCGGGAUGAUUCUGAGUGUGUGGAAGACCACUUCUUUAAAGAAAAGGAGGAAGAAUUGCUUCGUCACACCGCCCUCAGGCUCAUAUCUGUCAUUGGUUAUUCUCUGUCCCUGUUCUCUCUCACCCUGGCCACUCUCCUCAUUGGCAUGCUGAGGAAGCUCCACUGCACCAGAAACUACAUCCACAUGAAUCUGUUUGUGUCAUUUAUACUGAGAGCUGCAGCCGUCAUAUCUAAAGAAAUCAUCUUGUACAUCAUGUACACCAACCUACCCAAGGACGACCCUGGAUGGAAUUCCUAUUCAACGUCUGCGAUUGCAUUGAUGUGCAAAUUUUCCAAAGUGUGUAUGGAAUACUUUGUGGCUUGCAAUUACUUCUGGCUGUUGGUGGAGGCUGUUUUCCUUCACACGCUGCUCUUCACUGCUGUGCUGACCAAAAGGUGCCUGCUAAAGAAAUACAUGCUCCUCGGUUGGGGAACUCCUGUCUUUUUUGUGGCACCAUGGACGGUGGUCAAGAUGACUUAUGAAAACACAGGAUGCUGGUCAAUCAUGAACAGAUGGUUUUGGUGGAUAAUAAGAGGCCCGAUCACUUUAUCAGUGCUGGUAAUUUUCUUCAUAUUCAUCAAGAUAUUGAUGCUGCUGUUGUCCAAGCUGAAAGCGGACCAGGUGAAGUUUACUGACUACAGAUACAGUUUAGCUAGAGCAACGCUGGUGCUGAUUCCCCUGCUGGGAAUUCAUGAGGUGGUGUUCACGGUGCUGAUUGAGGAAUGCGUAGAAGGCAACAGUCGCUACGCUCGGAACUUUAUCAACCUUACCCUCAGUUCCUUCCAGGGAUUCCUGGUUGCCGUGCUGUACUGUUUUGCUAACGGAGAGGUCCAAGCUGAACUAAAAAAGCACUGGCAACUUUUUUUGUUCACCAACCACUUCAAGGGCCAAGGCUGUUUUCGGGGAGUUCAUGUCAAGAACCUGUGGAAACAGUCUUGUGGACAACAUGCAAGGGAAUCUCGGCAACGUGACUCUUACAACUCUGGUGGCACUUUGACAUCGCACCCUGGUCUUCUUCAAGUGGCGGUGCACGGGGAAGAUAGGGUGAUUGGGGAAAUGAAAGGACAGGGGCUGAAGGGAUGCAAUGCGGCAGGGCUUGAAUUUCUCACCAGGAAGAGUCUUUCUAGCAGCGAUGGUGAGAUGACGCUUGGAGAGACAAUGGAGGAGAUUCUAGAAGAGAGCCAGUUCUGAUUGCAACUGGUCUUUUUCAACCAUGAGUGGAAUUACAUCAGACCCAGUUUGGGGAUCAAAGGUUUUUCUUGUUGUUUAUCCUUGGAAGAAUGGAUUUCCAUCUCGAAAAACUUCACCAAUCCUUGGUUUUGUGAAACUCAAGAAGUCAUAAAAGCCGCAGGUUAAUGUUUUGUCCAAGGUUGAUUUGUAAAUUUAAUCUAAGAAAUUACAUCAGAAUUUAGUUGUUUAUGACUGCCUCCUCUAAAGGUAUCGAGUUUUGAUCUGCGAGCUGAAGUUGAGCAGAAGUGGAGGCAAAUAGUGUUUUUUGCUUCCUUAAUUCACGGAAAGCCAAUAUGUGCAAUGAUAACAACACCCUCAUGCGCUAGAUGUUGUGGUUUUGAUGAGUGAAUAAGCCCCCUCGUCUCUGUUAACUGUAGAUGUACCUUUUUCCCCUCAUUUUUAGAGCCUCCCUUAUCCAUUUUUUGUAACUGUUGCUUUCCAUUACCACAAUGCCUGUGUUGUCCUAGUCCAUUAGAUGGUUGUUUCAUUUGUAAAGAUUGGUGAUGCUAAUCUAAGGGUGUGUUUUAUUUUAUUUUAUUUGCGAUGUCCCACAGCCAGAUUUUGUCCAUGCAGCCUUCUCAAGAACUCAGAUGUUUCAGAGCGUGUGGGCGGAGCAAAAGACACGUGGAGAAGUCAGUGGUGCCCUUCCUAAGUAAGUAAAAAAAGACGGCUGUGAGCAGUGUUGCUUGAGUGGAGACAAGAAGCACAGUGCUUCCUUCUCUCUCACUGAUUGUGCUGUGUGCUCCUCACAGUAGUCUGUCCUCACCAAGCCCCUUAAUUCUGCAGCAAAUAUGAAGUCAACAAGUAAGUGGCAAAAAUUGCAGUUCUACCCUCAUCCACUAGGGUCUGGCAGCAGAAGUGAACCAGUCCUCAUUCACUCCCAUUUUAAAAAUGCCCAUUUCACAGCAGAAAUAAACAUGUUUACAGUCUGGUUCAAAAGCCCAUUUUAGGUUCAAAAGAUCUAGUUGACGUUCAUGGCAAC